This is a messenger RNA of Acyrthosiphon pisum (pea aphid), 895 nucleotides long. RefSeq lists its product as uncharacterized. Lineage: Eukaryota; Metazoa; Arthropoda; Insecta; Hemiptera; Aphididae. Gene Ontology annotation, cellular component: membrane. The coding region runs from base 1 to 723 and encodes 240 amino acids. The record is from RefSeq and is a predicted model, not a curated record. The transcript has 2 exons.
AUGCGUGUACAGUACGCGUUUGUCGUGUUGGCGAUCGCCACGGCCGUCGUCCGGGUCGACGGGUACCUCGACAUCUUGUCCAACUUGCACGAUUGCGGGUCGACGGGCUUGGACACGUGCCUCGAACGUCGAUUGGCGAGAUCCAUCGAUGAAGUAUUGGACAAGAACGAGACUUAUCGGCUGAACCGGUAUCUGACCGUUACCGCUGUCGGUAACCACCGCCAACAUACUGAAGGCGACGACUUGGCCGCGAGGUUUUUGGAAUUUUUCAACGCACUGCAAAUCCAAUACCAACCAGAAGAAGACGACGGAUUGACCGAUGACGUUUCCGAAGUUACAGGUCGUAAGAAAAAAGGCUACAAGAAAAAAAAUCACAAAUUGGGGAUGAUGAUGGGAUUCACGUCGAUGGGCAUGACCAUCAUCGGCGGCCUGUUCAACAAGAUGAUGAUGGGCGGCGCGAUAUCGAUAGCCGUGAAAGCUCUGAUCAUAGCCAAAAUCGCUCUGCUCCUGGCCGGCACCAUGGCGAUAAAAAAGCUGUUGAGCGGUAGUGGCGUCGGUGUCAGCGUUCACCCUUCGUGGAACGGCGGCGGGGGCGGUGGUGGAAACGAACAUCACAGCGGGUAUCGCAGGAGUUACCCCCCGCCGCAGAGUAUGACCACAGCCGAUGCGAUGGCUUACAAGGAUCAAAUCGACUCGUAUAGCGACGCCCAAUAUUCCGGGUAGUCUUGUGAUGUAGGACGUAGGUAUAUGAUUAGUGGCGGAUUAGAGGGUUCAAAAAUAAAUUCGUAAAAUCCAUAGGAGGGGCAUCGUAUAAAAUGUAGCAUUAGAUACUUACGAAAUUGUUGUUUUUAUUAACCGCUAUAACCUGACAAUGGUAAAUGAUAUUGAAGUUUGC